GAAUAAGCCUCAUACUGCUACUGGUAAUCCUUACACUAUUCCCACAAGCACCGCUACUUCUACUACAUCGACAUCUGCUUCAUCUUCUGCUUCAUCCUCGACUUCAUCGUCAAGAAAAAAUACUGUUAAUGGUGGUGUAACGACAACAACAUCUAAUGAAAUUCCUAUUCUUCAACAACCAAUAACUUCUUCCAACACCACUACCAACACUUCAUCAUCUUCCCAAUCUCAGCAAGAACAACAACAAAAAUCACUGCAACAACAUCAACAAUUGCAACAACAACAGUUACAGCAGCAACAUCAUCAACAAUUACAACAACAACAAAUACAACAAGAAAUUCAUCGUCAAUCGAUCGUUGCUGCUCAUCAUCAUCAUCACCAUCAUCAACUUAUACAACCUCAAACCAUUGUUCCUACUGCAACCAUGGUAAAUCAUAGCAACAACAAUAAUGAAGCUCCAAUUAGGUGUGUUAAUUGUGCUCAAACUCAAACUCCUUUAUGGAGAAAGAAUGAAAAAGGUCAACCUAUUUGUAAUGCUUGUGGUUUAUAUGCUAAAUUACAUAAUAGAGAUCGUCCUGUUGCCAUGAGAAAGGCAAAGAUUCAACGUCGUAGAAGAGACUGGGGUGCCAAUAACGGAAAUCCUAACGGAGGAAGUGGCGGUGGUGUCAAUAGUAGUAGUAGUCUUGACGGUUCAGGUUCUGACGGUUCUUGCGACUCAAACCCACAAAGUCCAAUCUCUCCUCAUCAACAACAACAUCAUCACGCUCUCACCAUUCAAACCUACUUAUCUGCAGCCGCUGCUGUUCAUCAACGUCCAUUAAUGCCUAUGAUGAUCAAUCCUACUAUAUCUCCACUUUCGGCGACUAAUCCUAAUGCAUCUUUAACUAAUGUUACCUCUCCAAUAACAAUGGUCCCAGCCACUUCUCUUCAUCAUCAACAAGCUUAUCCUUUUGCUGCUCCACAAUUUGAUUUUGAUGACUCUAGAUUUAGAGCUUUGGUUGAUAAAAUGCCUAAAAAACAAGCUGAAGCUUUUCUUACUAAAUUUUUACGAGUAAUCGCCUUUUUUUCAGAUCGUACAUGGUCAAAAUCCAUAAAAAUAAUUUCUUCGUCUUCACCAGUUGAUAUUCUUAUUAGAGACCAUCAUCUACAUCCUUUUUAUCCAAUCAAACCAACCGAAUCAAUUAAUACAAAUAUUAAAAAUAUUGUAAAAUUACAUGAUAAAAAUAUCGAUGAAUCUCAUGUUACAAUAGUACCGCUAGAGAUGACUGUAGAAUGGUUUCAAGAAAAUAUUAAAGAUGCAAAAUGGCAUGAAACAUCAGAUGGACAAUUAAGAAUUGGAUUUCGUUUAGAUUAA
Molecule: messenger RNA, 1354 nt
Organism: Entrophospora sp. SA101
Lineage: Eukaryota; Fungi; Glomeromycota; Glomeromycetes; Entrophosporales; Entrophosporaceae
Source: the annotation of a GenBank genome assembly